GGGAGCCCAGCCGGCAGCCAGAGGACCAGCAGGGCGGCUCCGCUUCGUACACAGAGUGCCACGGGACCCCGGAGCAGGUGUCAUUACUGAAUCUCCUGUAAUCUACCCACAUGCACCAUGAACAUCUCUCACUUCCUGUCCAUGCUGCUCCCAGGAUCCCUGCAGGGUCAAAACAGGAGCAAGCCAAAGAGCAUCCUGUACAACUUCUCUGACCACUGCCAGGAUUCUGUAGACCUGAUGGUCUUCAUUGUCACCACCUAUAGCAUUGAGACCAUUGUGGGGGUCCUGGGCAACCUCUGCCUGAUAUGCGUGACCAUUAGGCAGAAGGAGAAGGCCAAUGUGACCAACUUGCUUAUUGCCAACCUGGCCUUCUCUGACUUCCUCAUGUGCCUCAUCUGCCAGCCGCUCACAGCCAUCUACACCAUCAUGGACUAUUGGGUCUUUGGUGAGGCCCUUUGCAAGAUGUCGGCCUUCAUCCAGUGUAUGUCAGUGACAGUCUCCAUCCUCUCACUUGUCCUUGUGGCCUUGGAGAGGCAUCAGCUCAUCAUCAAUCCAACAGGCUGGAAGCCCAGCAUCUCCCAGGCCUACCUGGGGAUUGUGAUCAUCUGGCUCAUUGCCUGCUUCCUCUCCCUGCCCUUCCUGGCCAACAGUAUCCUGGAGAACGUCUUCCACAAGAACCACUCCAAGGCCCUGGAAUUCCUGGCAGAUAAGGUGGUCUGUACCGAGUCCUGGCCGCUGGACCACCACCGUGUCAUCUACACCACCUUGCUGCUGCUCUUCCAGUACUGCAUCCCACUGGCCUUCAUCCUAGUCUGCUACGUGCGCAUCUACCGGCGCCUGCGGAGGCAGGGGCGGCUGUUCCACAAGGGCACCUACAGCUCGCAGGCUCGGCAGAUGAGGCAGAUCAACGGCAUCCUCGUGGCCAUGGUGGCUGCCUUCGCCCUGCUCUGGCUGCCCCUGCAUGUGUUCAACAGCUUGGAGGACUGGCACCAUGAGGCCAUCCCCAUUUGUCAUGGCAACCUCAUCUUCUUGCUGUGCCACCUGCUCGCCAUGGCUUCCACCUGUGUCAACCCUUUCAUCUACGGCUUUCUCAACACCAACUUCAAGAAGGAGGUCAAAGCUCUGGUGCUGACUUGCCAGCAAAGUGCCCCCAAGGAGGAGGCUGAGCAUCUUCCCCUGUCCACAGUACACACAGAAGUCUCCAAAGGGUCCCUGAAGCUCAGUAGCAGAUCCAACCCCAUUUAGCCAGGUCUAAGGCUAAAUGCCAUGCCCAUCGCUAGGCUCCUUCACUUAGCUAAGUGGGCGUGGGGCAAGCUGAGGGUGAUCCUCCAUCAUUACUGGCUUUCUAGGGUCCAGAUAGGUAGGCAAGAGCUCGUUUUUGCAUCUAUUUGCAUUGUGAACCCUGACAUUCAGACGGUUCAGGGCGGAUUCUGAGUCUGGAUUCUGCAGGUCACAGUAUACCUCACAGCUUGAGCAGAUGCCAGAGCCGGAGAUGUUCUGCUAGUAGCCGGCAGGGUUCAUUCUGGUAACUCAGCAACAGAUGCCUAGCCUGUGAACCCAGGGGUUUCACCUCUACCAAUGAGGCUGCAAGGUCACUGUGAGGUAAGGGAAGGAGCACGUGGAGUCAGAGCUUUGGACCUUGGUCAACCCCUAACUUCUGUGAGAGAUGAUGUUUGUGGCUUCAUAAGUGAUUUUAAAAAUUUCUGUGGCGGCAAGACAGUGGGGUUUGUUUACAUGUUUAGCACAUCCAGUUGCAGAGAACAGACCCCAGUGGCUUUGGGUCCUCACACAGCUCUGCAGUAGGAAAACCAACCCUGAGCAGCAGGAAUCCCAGGAUUCACAUCUUACUCCAUCCUUUUUCUCUUUCACCACAUUUGCCGCCUUGUGUGGAAAUAAGCCUGCAAGUAUCUGCCCUUGAGGGUGACAUAUGUGUUGUCAUAGAGCUUGUGUCCUCUCUGCCUCGGACAGAAAGCUUUGCCACGGUAAGCCGUG
Molecule: messenger RNA, 1992 nt
Organism: Hipposideros armiger (great roundleaf bat)
Lineage: Eukaryota; Metazoa; Chordata; Mammalia; Chiroptera; Hipposideridae
Product: neuropeptide Y receptor type 4
Exons: 2
Coding region: 118-1245 (375 amino acids)
Biological process (GO): G protein-coupled receptor signaling pathway
Cellular component (GO): plasma membrane; neuron projection
Molecular function (GO): pancreatic polypeptide receptor activity; neuropeptide binding
Source: RefSeq, a predicted model, not a curated record